Molecule: messenger RNA, 672 nt
Organism: Arvicanthis niloticus (Nile rat)
Lineage: Eukaryota; Metazoa; Chordata; Mammalia; Rodentia; Muridae
Source: RefSeq, a predicted model, not a curated record
AUGGAUCAGUUCCACUUCAUCCAGCGUCACCACAAAAGGUGGCUGUCAAAACAGGAGCUGCAUCAGUACUGCACUUCUAGGAUGGCCUCGAAAAACCGUGACCCAGCUGCUGCCAGCGCUGCCACCGUUCGAAAAGGAGCCGAGCCCUGCGGGGGCGCCGCCCAGGGCCCUGUAGGUAAGAGGCUACAGCAGGAGCUGAUGACCCUUAUGAUGUCUGGUGACAAAGGAAUUUCCGCCUUCCCUGAAUCAGACAACCUGUUCAAAUGGGUGGGGACCAUCCACGGAGCAGCUGGUACCGUAUAUGAAGACCUGAGGUAUAAGCUCUCCCUAGAGUUCCCCAGUGGCUACCCUUACAACGCCCCCACAGUGAAGUUCCUCAACCCCUGCUACCACCCCAACGUGGACACCCAGGGCAACAUCUGCCUGGACAUCCUCAAGGAGAAGUGGUCUGCACUCUAUGACGUCAGGACCAUCUUACUCUCUAUCCAGAGCCUGCUAGGAGAACCCAACAUCGAUAGCCCUUUGAACACACAUGCUGCGGAGCUUUGGAAAAACCCCACAGCAUUUAAGAAGCACCUGCAAGAAACCUAUUCAAAGCAGGUCUCCAGCCAAGAGCCCUGAUGCACACUGUCCACCUCUCAUUUGUGCUGUCUUUUUUUCUUAGACUGUCUG